AUCUUCAUCUUCAUAAACUCAUCCCAACCCAACCCAACCGACCCAGUGGAAUAUGGAUGUUGUUACUCAAAGAAACUCCUCUUCCUCCGUUUCCAUGUUGAAUCCCAACGCUCCUUUGUUCGUUCCCAUGGCCUAUAGAACGGUGGAGGAUUUCUCCGACCAGUGGUGGGAGCUCAUCCAGUCCUCCCCCUGGUUCCGUGAGUACUGGCUUCAAGAACGCUUUCAAGAUCCUCAAAAUGAACUUUCUUUUGGUGAAAAUGAAGAAUUCAUCCUUCCGGAUCUUGAAAGUUUCUUCGACGACUUCACUCGUCAACAGGAAGAGGAAGAAUUGGAAUUCUCGAAGGAUUUAGUUCCAAUGGGUGCUUUCAAAUGGCAGAAGGCUCGGUCUGGAGCGGAGGUUCCUAAGUAUGCUCAAAAGGCUCCCAAGAUUGUGAACGUGAAAGUGACCGAGAACGAUUCACCACCGAGAUAGAUUUCACGCGCUCAAUCGAGUACGUUUCUUCAUCAGAACUCCAGAAACAGUUUGAAUUGUUGUUGAUCUAGGGUUUUUCAUUUCCUUUUUUUUUUUUUUUUAAUGUACAGAGUCUAGAACUUGAUCUGUUACAAAUUAACUCUGAUGAAUCUGUGUUUAGUUCUUGUAAAUUUGAACCAAGUCUUUACUUUCGAUUAUGAUAAAAUAAAAAAGAGUUUCAAAAUUCUCAACAAA
Messenger RNA from Cucumis sativus (cucumber), 706 nucleotides. RefSeq names its product protein EARLY RESPONSIVE TO DEHYDRATION 15-like. NCBI's taxonomy places the organism in Eukaryota, Viridiplantae, Streptophyta, Magnoliopsida, Cucurbitales, Cucurbitaceae. The record is from RefSeq and is marked provisional.